CACCCUCGUCUCGUCCCUUUGUCCAACCCUCUUCUUUUUAAAGUAAAAAUCCUCUAGGCCGCUGUGGGGUCGCAAAAUGAACCAGGUCGCCCUGGUUCCUGGAGGCCUUUGAGUCUCCCUGAUUUAAGGAGACGCGAAAGGUAAGGAGGAUCGGAACAAUUCCUUCGCGGAACCAUUGAGGUGAAGCCUAGAGGAGCCAUUUGAGAGCGGACCGCGGCGGGCCGGGACCGGACUGGUAGGCAUGGCGGCGGUGGAGUCGGAUGCGGACCCGAAGGCCGCCAUCCCUGUGGACCUGCAGCGGGAACGGCGACUGGUGUGCGUGGAGUACCCGGGCGUGGUGCAAAACGAAGAUAAGAUGCUACAGACUCUGGGCGGCGAGGAAGGCGUCUCUCGAAUCUACACUGACCCCACCAAGAGGCUGGAGCUCUACUUCCGGCCCAAGGACCCAUACUGCCACCCAGUGUGUGCUAACCGCUUCAGUACCAGUAGCCUGCUGCUCCGUGUCCGGAAAAGAACAAGGCGUCGCAGAGGUGUCCCGGGAGACGAGGCCCACCCCCACGUCACGUUCGAUCUGGAAAUCCUUGGCACCAUCUCCACAAUUUACAAAUUCCAGGGAAUGUCUGACUUCCAGUACUUGGCAGUGCACACAGAGACUGACGGCACGCAUGUGUCCAUGUACGACAGAGUGCUCAUGUGCAAGCCUGAGAAGGAGGAGUUCUUCCAUCAGGAGCUGCCACUCUACAUCCCCCCGCCCAUCUUCUCCAGGCUGGACACCCCUGUGGACUAUUUCUAUCGCCCUGAGACACAGCACCGAGAAGGCUAUCACAAUCCCUCUAUCUCAGGAGAGAACCUGAUUGGACUGAGUAGAGCCCGGCGCCCUCACAAUGCCAUCUUUGUCAACUUUGAGGACACUGAGGUCCCUGAACAGCCGUUGGAGGCUGCAGUGCAGACAUGGAAGAAAGCCUGCACCAACCCCAUCGAUCAGAAGGUGGAGGAGGAGCUGAGGAAGCUCUUUGACAUCCGUCCCAUCUGGUCACGAAAUGCUGUCAAGUCUAACGUCAGUGUCCAUCCUGACAAGCUUAAGAUCUUGCUUCCCUAUAUGGCUUAUUACAUGAUAACAGGCCCAUGGAGAAGCUUGUGGAUUCGAUUUGGCUAUGACCCUCGAAAGCACCCAGAUGCCAAGAUUUAUCAAGUCCUUGACUUUCGAAUCCGUUGUGGAAUGAAAUACGGAUAUGGCUCCAGGGACAUGCCCGUCAAAGCGAAGCGCAGCACAUACAACUACAGCCUCCCCAUCACCGUCAAGAAGACACCCAGCCAACCUGUCACCAUGCAUGACCUGAAGCAGGGCCUGGGCCCAUCGGGAAGCGAUGGCCCACGGAAACUGACCUACAAUAAGUACAAGCUCAAGGAUUCGGUCUACAUCUUCCGGGAAGGGGCUCUGCCACCCUAUCGACAGAUGUUCUACCAGCUGUGUGAUUUGAAUGUGGAAGAGUUACAGAAGAUUGUUCACCGCAAUGAUGGGACAGAGAGUGUGUGCACAGAGAAAGAUGGGUGGUGCCUCCCCAAGACCACAGACCACCUGAGAGACACUAUGUCACUCAUGAUUCUACAGACCAUCCGCUCCGAGAGGCCUGCUCUGUUCUCCAACACAGGUAAGGCUGAUCAUGGGAAAGAGCAGCUGAUGUUUGAAUCUGGAGAGGAGGAGGAGGAGGAGGAGGAGGAGGAAGAGGAGGAGUUCAAGCCCUCAGAUGGGAGCGAGAAUGAGAUGGAAACAGAGAUUCUGGAUUACGUGUGAGGAAGCACUGCUCCCGGGUGGCCAGGACAUGCUGGUAUGCCAUGGUGGGACAGUUGGGACAGGCUUAUGUCCCAUCCAGAGUGGUGAGAUGAGGACACUAGGCUGUAUGCAGCCUGACUUCACCAAAGGACCAGCUCUUCAAUUCCCUGAAAACACCCUGUCUCACAGCUUCCUUUUGUGCAACCAGAGACUGUCAAGUCCCUGCCAAGUGGGCCUCCAUGGAAGGUCCCCUGUGCGUAACCUCCCCAGGGCAGCAGCACCACUUCCUGAGGGUGCUGAGCCAAAGAUGGGCCAUUGCCUUGUCUCUUUGUGGUCUCAGUGCCUUGAACAGCCUGGCACGCACAGUCCAGACACAGCCAUUCACAGCCAAAUGCCUUGAGCCAGCCCAUCCUCCUGACAAGAUUGAAGACCGUUGUUUGACUUGGCUCAAGUGAUUCCCCAGCUCACUGGGGAUCAGCCAGCCAGACCCGAGUCCUUGCUGACCCUGCUUCCUGCUGCUUCAAAGAACACUCAGCCCAAAGGCAGGAAGGAGCUCUUCCCCAAAGGCUCGCUAGCCUUGCCUGUCCCCAGAGGACUUCUUUCAUAGUGGCUGCCAGGACACUUCAGCUGGGGGCUUUCCCACUCCUAAUGACUGCCCAUCCUUGUCCUUGGGGAGGAGACCUAGGUUCCGAUCCCAUCUCCCCAGGAAUACUUUGACUCUGGAUCUGAGGAGGGUGCUGAGGGAGGGACCCUACGCCCUCUAGAGGCCUCACCUGCACAGAGCCCAGGGCAAUGGCCGUCUUGCCUUGGGUUGGCCAGACUAGAAGGACUUCCUGAAGUCUAGCCACACUUAGUAAAGUAUUGUAAUUCUCCUGAAUUCCCAUGUAAAUAAAAGUGCUUUUAGUAAAAAAAUAAAUAAAUAAAUAAAAAUAAACCCCCCUCAGAAGCAA
Messenger RNA from Rattus rattus (black rat), 2724 nucleotides. RefSeq names its product general transcription factor IIIC subunit 5 (gene Gtf3c5). The transcript is spliced from 12 exons. Gene Ontology annotation, cellular component: transcription factor TFIIIC complex. The coding region runs from base 242 to 1795 and encodes 517 amino acids. Gene Ontology annotation, biological process: transcription initiation at RNA polymerase III promoter. The record is from RefSeq and is a predicted model, not a curated record. NCBI's taxonomy places the organism in Eukaryota, Metazoa, Chordata, Mammalia, Rodentia, Muridae.